AAAGUUAUACAGCAAAUAUAAAUUAUAAUUUAUGAUUUUUUUUUAUAUUUUUGCAUCCUUAUAAUAUUUUUAGUUGAAAUAUGAGCACAUAUUCUUGUGUUUUGUUUUAAAGUAAAAAGAAAAAUUGCUUGUGUAAAAUUGUAUUUCGAAAAGUGAGAUUUUUUAAAUAAAAAAUUAAAUUAGUAAUUUGUAAAAAUAAGAAAGUUUAUAGAUAUAUAUGUAUAUCAAUGAGAAAACUUGUUGAUAAAUUAAAAAGAAAAAAUUAAUUGUUUUAUAAAUAAAGUAAUGACAGUGAUGGCUAAAAUUCCUUCGGCUACGGAAAUAUCUGAAAAUGCGAAGUCAGCUAGAGAAUGUGCCUUAAGCGGAGACUAUGAUUCUGCAUCAAUAUAUUAUGAGGGACUUCAAGGAAUGCUUGGAAGAAUUGUUUCAUCAAUCAAUGAUCCAAUGCGUAAAGGAAAAUGGACUAUGAUUCAGCAAGAAAUUUCUAAAGAAUAUGAAAAAAUGAAAGCAAUACAAAGAUUGCUAGUUGAAAUGACAAUGGAUUUACAAAAUGUACCAAUUGGAAUGAAAAUGGUGCGUCAGCAUACUAGAGAAAUUGAAAGAAAUAUGAAUGAUGCAUCUUGGUUUCAACCAGAUCCAGACAUCUGGACUCCACCCCCAAAAGAUCCAGACGUUUGGGGACCCCCUAGACCAGAAAAGUCAAAUCUUAAUCGAAAUCUUAAAGGUGGACAUUUAAAUAAUAAAAAAGUAGAUAAAAAGAAUGCAGUUGCAGUCAAACCAAUAAGUAGGAAACCAAUUGGAGUCAAAGUAGCUCCAAACAAUAAUAAAAAUCAAACAACAAAAGAAAGAAAAAUCAGCACUAUAAACUUACCUGGAGAUGGAAAUACUGCGAAUAAGGAUAAAACAGAGGAGGAAACAAAACCUGAUGAAGAAAUUACUGAUGAAGAAAAACGUUUUGAGCCGAAUAAUCAUAUUGAAGCAGAAUUAGUAGAUAUUUUAGAACGAGAUAUACUACAGAAGAAUCCUAAUAUACAUUGGGAUGAUAUUGCUGACUUACAUGAUGCCAAACGUUUACUAGAAGAAGCAGUUGUAUUACCAAUGUGGAUGCCAGAUUAUUUUAAAGGAAUCAGAAGACCUUGGAAAGGUGUACUUAUGGUGGGCCCACCAGGAACUGGUAAAACAAUGCUGGCUAAGGCUGUGGCAACCGAAUGUGGAACUACAUUUUUUAAUGUUUCAUCAUCGACGUUAACAUCGAAAUAUCGCGGGGAAUCAGAAAAAAUGGUUCGACUGUUGUUUGAAAUGGCAAGAUUUUAUGCCCCAAGUACAAUAUUUAUUGAUGAAAUUGAUUCACUUUGCUCAAGACGUGGUUCUGAAUCAGAGCAUGAAGCUUCAAGGCGAGUUAAAUCAGAAUUGCUAGUUCAAAUGGAUGGUGUUGGUAGUGAAGAAGCCGCGAAAGUUGUAAUGGUUUUAGCCGCAACAAAUUUUCCAUGGGACAUUGACGAGGCUCUCAGACGUCGAUUAGAAAAAAGGAUAUAUAUACCUUUGCCAAAUGAUGAAGGUCGCGAGGCUUUAUUAAAAAUUAACUUGAGAGAGGUUAAAUUAGAUCCUAGCGUUAAUUUAAAAACAAUAGCGAAAAAGUUAGAUGGAUAUUCGGGAGCAGAUAUUACGAAUGUGUGUCGUGAUGCUAGUAUGAUGUCAAUGCGUAGAAAAAUCGCUGGUCUUAAACCAGAACAAAUAAAGCAAUUAGCUAAAGAAGAAAUUGAUUUACCAGUUUCAACACAAGAUUUUUUGGAGGCAAUUGCAAAGUGCAAUAAAAGUGUUUCAAGACAAGACUUGGAAAAAUACGAAAAGUGGAUGAGAGAAUUUGGAUCGUCUUGAUAAUACCUAAAUUCAAAAAAAAAAGACAAAAUAAAAAUGCAUAUCUCAAUUAUCUCAUUUAUUAAUUUUAUGAAUAAAUUUAAAAACACCGUACUUAAUAAUGUAAUUUUAAAAUAAAUAAUUUUGUUAAAUUAAAAAAUUAAAAAAAAAAUUAUUCACCUUAAAUUAUUUAUAUACAUUAUAGCAUAUUGUUAUUAAUAUCUACACUAACUAAAAAUAAAACUAAACAAAUAAA
Molecule: messenger RNA, 2113 nt
Organism: Condylostylus longicornis
Lineage: Eukaryota; Metazoa; Arthropoda; Insecta; Diptera; Dolichopodidae
Gene: Kat60
Product: katanin p60 ATPase-containing subunit A-like 1
Exons: 8
Coding region: 286-1878 (530 amino acids)
Biological process (GO): microtubule severing
Cellular component (GO): microtubule cytoskeleton
Molecular function (GO): microtubule severing ATPase activity; ATP hydrolysis activity; microtubule binding
Source: RefSeq, a predicted model, not a curated record